AUGCGUCAGCCCGUACCCUCAACUGUCGGACAUCAGACGGCCGUUUCUCCCGGCGAAUCGAGACUUUCGAUCAACAUCAGUCUUUCUUCUUCUUCUUCUUCUUCUUCUUCUUCCACCUCCGCCUCCGUCGCCAGCUCCGGGGCCGCUGGGUCAUCCGUCCCUUCAGAGGACGCCAAAGAUUACAUUUGCACGGCUUGGCACGACCUCGGGCCCGAACUGCCCGGCGGCCUUGCUGCGGGUCUGUCGGAUUCGCGAGUUCUGGUCGCGCCUCGUCUAGACGCCAGUCGAGCGGACUCGGAUCGCUCGCACCAGAUCGCCUUUCGCAUCUACGGGCCGCCCAGUUCUGUACCUCCAAAAGGAGGCAGUCUUCUGCCGGCCUCGUCGCUUCCCGUCCAUGGCGGCCUGGCGACAGGCGCAUCACGUCCGCCGGACACAGACGUGGCCCAGUCGAGGCGACCGAGCAUGCCAACCAGCUCGACGGGUCUGAUUCCGCUGCCCGACGGACGACCCUAUGCCUAUCUCUACGUGAAACGGUUCACUCUGCUCGAGAUGGUCGGCGCAGUCGUCGGCACCUUCACCGGCACUCUGGUUCUGCUCUACUUCUUCUCUCGCUGCCGCCGGCCGCUGCAUGGAGUCUGCGACGACGUCUGGAGGCAGCGAGCUCAGUCAAAGUCGCCGCAGACGACCAAACACCUUCUCGCCCACGGGCACUCUUCGGUAUCUUCUUCGGUCGUCGCCGGAAUGGAGCAGAACAGUCGACUCGUGCUGGCCGGACCGGCCGGACUGACCAUCUCGACGGGCGAAGUGAAGCGACCCACCAUCACCGCUCGGAGUCCCCGUACCGACGGCCCGGCCGGGAGCGGCGUCAGUCCGUCCAGCAGCCUCGUGGCAACCGGAGAAGCUGGGGCGGCGGGGAUGCGCGAACUCGGCCCGACGCCGCGACCCGUCCACGCCCAUCUGCCCAGCCUGCCGAACUCAGGAGGCCUGACGACGGUGGCCACAACUCCGGGCCCCUACUGGCCGGUUGCCCCCGACUACGUGUACAGCGCCACCGGCAGCCACGAAUACGACAUACCGCGUCUUCUGCUCGACCAUCCUCUGCAGACCACGGCCCCGGCACCCUCGGACGGUCUGGCCCAGCUUCCGAUCGCUUCGCUUGGUCCGACUGUCGCCACCUCACCGCUCCUCCUCACCGGCCCGACAAUCAACCCCGCCUCGGCAACCGCUUUCAGUGCCACCCUCCUUCGACGCUACCAGCCCGCCGGACCGCUGGCCGCCUACGUCACCUCGUUGGCAACCUCUCCGACUCCGCCCAACUCCGUCACUCCGGCCGGACAUGCUCUUCUCUCCGCCUGGGAGAGUGUCUCUUCGCCAUCGUCGGGCUCUUUCACCGCCGCAACAACUGGUACAGGCUACAACAGUCCAACCCAUAUCAGAUUGACGGCACCGCGGUCCGGACUGCCGGCUCGAGGCUCCAGGUUGCCGGGCAUCCACAUGCAAAGCUGCGAGCCAGGCGGACAGGUGAUGGGUCCCGUUACGGAUGGACUAUUUGUUAAUCCUUCAAUCGCGUCACUGGCCGCGGCUGCGGCUAAUCCGACCACAACCAGCUCUUCUUCAAGCCAGCUCGACCUGGCUCUGGUGAUGGCAGCUGCCCAACUACAAUAUCAUCAUCAACAGCAGCAGCAGCAGCAGCAACAAAGCCUCGGCUUUCCGGCCUUCUCCGCGCAGUAUCCCUCGGCGGGACUCAACUCGUCGACACUGUUCAGUCCAUCACUUUCUUCGGGCCCAGUUUACUCUGCUGAAUUGAAUCCCAUUACAAACGGUGUAAAGCCGACAAACGGCGUUGCCAGUGGCCGACUGAUUAAUGGGACCCUAGCAACACCGAGUUCUGUGGAGUCUGGAGGCGGGAUUGCCCCACAGCCAAGGCAACCAAGGCAUUUUGUCUUUAGAGAGGCCUUGGGGCAUCACCAGAAAAGAGGCGCAGAAGCGGAAGAGGAGGAGGAAGAAGAUGAGGAAGAGGAAGAAGAUGAGGGUGAAGAAAAUGAGGAAGACAUUUGCAACCAUGAGGCUAUAGGUGGUCUGGCAAACUCGCAUGAACCUGUAGACGGUAGCGAAAUGGAAGCGGAAAUCGAACUGCCCUGUCGAGCAGACAGAAAGUCGCAUGACGCUCUGCUCUCGGCUCGAAUGCGGCUCUCGAAGAAGCAGUCAGCGCGGCAGGUGAAAUCUCAUCUGCUGCAAUACCAUUCAGGAUUAGACACCGGCGACCAAUCGAACAACUGGCUCCUUGGCCCCAAUUCCUCAGUUUCCUCGGCCUCCAUUCUCGGAGGCAUAGGUUAA
This is a messenger RNA of Protopolystoma xenopodis, 2337 nucleotides long. Lineage: Eukaryota; Metazoa; Platyhelminthes; Monogenea; Polystomatidea; Polystomatidae. The record is from the annotation of a GenBank genome assembly.